AUGAAGUUGCUAUCAAAAUUUGAAUCAUUGCCUCGUUCAAAACUUAUCAACAUUGCAAUAUUCCUGUCAAUUAUUACGCUUUUAUGGAGUUUAGCUGAAGGCGUAAUCUCGGUUUUUUUCGGUACAGAAAAUGAUUCAGUCAGUUUGAUUUUUUUUGGAAUUGAUUCUUUAGUUGAAGUUACUUCUUCAUGUGUGGUUUUAUGGAGAUUUUUGAAAAAAGACCUUCAUAAAGGAAGUCCUAAGGAUAACUUAAUAGCUAUUGAAAGAAAGGCAACAAUUGUAAUUGGUAUAUUGUUUGUUAUACUUGCAAUUGGAACAUUUUCGGACGCAAUUUUUUCUCUGGCGAAAAAUAAAAAACCUGAUUCAUCUCUAUCAGGUCUAAUCAUUUCAUCUGUUACAAUAUGUUUCAUGAUAUUUCUUUGGCUCAUGAAAUUCUCAGUUGCUAAACAACUUAAUUCUUCGGCAAUGAUGUCUGAUGCAAAGUGUAGUCUAUCAUGUAUACAAACUGCUUUUGUUUUAUUUCUUGGCAGUCUGAUUUAUUCUGUUUGGAAUGCUGGUUGGUGGGUAGAUUCUACUGCUGCUUUAAUUUUAGGGUUAUUUUUUGCAAAAGAAGGUAUAGGAAUGAUUCUAUGGGCAAUGCAUGAAGAUUUCAAUGGUGGUUGUUGUAAAAGUGAUGCCGUCAAAAAUAAUAAUUGCGAUUCUAGUUCUAAUUGUUGUAAUGAUAAUAAUAAAGAAUGUGAAAUCACAAUAGCACCUGAACAAAUUGCCGACAAAGACAACAUUAAAGAGGAGAGUUAA
Racocetra persica is the source of this 798-nucleotide messenger RNA. Lineage: Eukaryota; Fungi; Glomeromycota; Glomeromycetes; Diversisporales; Gigasporaceae. The record is from the annotation of a GenBank genome assembly.